CAAUGCUCCCAAUAGCAGCAGUGCCCUAGGGCUUUGAGAAAACAACAUUGCCCGAAGGCCAAUUACCUAACACAGGGAAGAAAACAAGAAAAGAAAAAAAGGUUUCAUCAUAAUCAUAAGCUGUUAGGCAUGGCGACUGGAUUCGACACCGCCCAUGAGAAGAAGAAGAAGAUUGCCGUUCUGAGCGUGUCUUCCAUCCUCCUGGUGGCGAUGGUGGUUGCGGCGGCCGUCGGCAUAAGAGACGGCGCCGAAGUGGUCGAGGAAGGUGGCGACACGAUCGCGAAAUCUCAAAGGAACCAGCAAGUGAUAUGCGAAUCCGCGGAAUACAAAGAAACAUGCCACAAGAGUCUGGCCAAAGCCUCCGGAACCAGCGAUCUGAAGGAGCUCAUCAUAACCGCGUUCAACGCCACGGCCGAAGAGAUCGCGAACCAAAUCAAAAACUCGACGCUCUACCAUGAACUCGCCACCGACCACAUGACAAAACAGGCCACGGACAUCUGCAAGGAGGUACUAGGUUACGCUGUCGACGACAUUCGCCGAUCCGUUCACACGUUGGAAAAGUUCGACCUAAACAAGUUGAACGAUUACGCCUAUGACCUCAAGGUCUGGAUCGCGGGUACUCUAGCUCACCAGCAGACAUGUUUGGAUGGGUUCGAGAACACGAGCAGCGAGGCUGGAAAGACCAUGGCUAAGGUUCUGAACGCGUCUUUGGAGCUCAGCAACAACGCGUUGGACAUAGUCAACGGUGUUUCGAGUCUCUUCAAGGGUCUUAACUUGAGUUCCUUCAGCGUCAACAGCAACAGGAAGCUUCUCUCGGAGGAAACGGCUUUGGUGGAUGGGUUCCCUACGUGGGUGAGUGAAGGACAGAGGAGGCUUCUUCAGGCUGUGGACCCCAAACCCGACGUGGUUGUGGCUCAGGAUGGGAGUGGACAGGUGAAGACAAUCCACGAGGCUCUUAAAUUGGUUCCUAAGAAGAACAAGAAGCCUUUUGUGAUUUACAUCAAGGCCGGUAUCUACAAUGAGUAUAUUAUCAUGAACAAGCACUUGACCUAUGUCACCAUGAUCGGAGAUGGCCCCACCAAGACCAGAAUCACCGGCAGCAAAAACUACGUCGAUGGCGUCCAAACUUACAACACCGCAACCUUCGGUGUGAACGCUGCUAACUUCAUGGCGAAGAACAUUGGGUUCGAGAACACAGCUGGAGCUGAGAAGCACCAAGCCGUGGCCCUGAGGGUAACAGCAGACAAGGCAGUGUUCUACAACUGCAACAUGGACGGGUUCCAGGACACCCUCUACACGCAAUCCCAGCGUCAGUUCUACCGCGACUGUACCGUGACGGGCACCAUCGACUUCGUGUUCGGCGACGCCGUGGCGGUGUUCCAGAACUGCAAGUUCAUCGUGAGGAUGCCCCUGGAAAACCAGCAAUGCCUGGUCACCGCCGGUGGAAGGUCCAAGAUCGAUAGCCCCAGCGCACUCGUCUUCCAGAGCUGCGUAUUCACCGGCGAACCCAACGUGCUUGCCUUGACCCCCAAGAUUGCUUACUUGGGAAGACCAUGGAGGCUUUACGCCAAGGUUGUCAUCAUGGACUCCCAAAUCGACGACAUCUUUGUUCCCGAAGGGUACAUGGCGUGGAUGGGAAGUGCUUUCAAGGACACAAGCACCUACUACGAGUUCAACAACAGGGGUCCUGGUGCUAACACUAUUGGUAGAAUCACCUGGCCUGGUUUUAAGGUUCUUAAUCCUAUUGAGGCUGUUGAAUACUACCCAGGCAAAUUCUUUCAGAUCGCUAAUUCGACUGAGCGUGAUUCUUGGAUCCUAGGGUCUGGGGUGCCCUAUUCCCUUGGCCCACUUAUUGCGCUGCCAUUCCCAACAGCUUAAUUCAUCUGAUUUCAUUUCAUGGUCUUUUUUUAUAAGUCCUUAACUAAUAGACUAUGUAGCCAUAUAUCCCUGCAUGCUCGCUCCGUCAUCAUCUCAGAGCCUUUUUGACAUGUUAUAUAUAUGUCUGGCAGUGUUUAAGGAAAGGAAAAGUGAUGAUGCAGUGGUACUCAUUUGUUAAUUCAGUUUUCCUUUUCUUCACGCACUUGUUAGUUUCCCCAUGCUGGCUAGUAAUUGCAGCAGACUUAUUCUAGCUAAAUUACCGAUUCCUUGGGAAUUUGAUCUCAAUUUCAAUUCUCACCGGUUUAAUUUCACUCUUGGCUAGCUAGGCUACUGCUGCUUGUUCCUUCUUAAUCUACGAGAAGAAAAGAAAUGUCAGCAAGAUACUUUUUUAACA
This is a messenger RNA of Glycine soja, 2272 nucleotides long. RefSeq names its product pectinesterase/pectinesterase inhibitor-like. Gene Ontology annotation, molecular function: pectinesterase inhibitor activity; pectinesterase activity. Gene Ontology annotation, biological process: cell wall modification. NCBI's taxonomy places the organism in Eukaryota, Viridiplantae, Streptophyta, Magnoliopsida, Fabales, Fabaceae. The transcript is spliced from 2 exons. The record is from RefSeq and is a predicted model, not a curated record. Bases 130 to 1878 code for a protein of 582 amino acids.